CAGCAGCAGCACCUGUCGUCCCAGCAUCCUUUGCGUGUCCAAUAUGGAGGAACUGGCGGUGGAGGUCCGCGGCUCCAACGGGGCUUAUUACAAGGGCCUUGUCAAAGACAUCCACGAUGACUCUCUCACCAUUGCCUUCGAGAACAAUUGGCAGCCAGAACGCCAGGUGCCCUUCAAUGAUGUCAGGUUGCCCCCAGCCGCCGACGCCAAGAAGGAGAUUGGGGAGGGCGAGGAGGUGGAGAUCCUCUCCAGAGCCAAUGAUCAGGAGCCCUGUGGUUGGUGGCUGGCUAAAGUUUGCAUGAUGAAGGGAGACUUCUAUGUGAUUGAGUACGCAGCGUUUGAUGCCACCUACAACGAGAUCGUGACCUUUGAGCGCGUGCGUCCAGUCAACCCCAACAAGGCCAUCACCAAGAACUCCUUUUUCAAGUGCUCUGUCCCUGUUCCUCAGGACCUACAAGAAGCGUGCCAGAGUGAGAACGCCCAUAAGGAAUUCAAGAAGGCCGUGGGAGCUCUUACUGUGUCUUACUGCCCAGAGACCAGCCAACUAGUGAUUGUGUCCACCAAUGAGACGACAGUGAAGCGUGUGUCUCUGCUGAGUGACAUGCACCUGCGCAGUCUCAGGACCAAGCUGCUUCUGAUGUCACGCAACCAGGAAGCUACUAAACACCUGGAGAGCUCCAGGCAGCUGGUGUCGUCCUGCCAGGAGGAGUUUGUUGUGAGGAUGGAUCUGAUGGGUCUGGCCAUCGGCACCCACGGCAACAACAUCCAGCAAGCUCGCAAAGUUCCAGGUGUCACGGCCAUCGAGCUGGACGAGGAGACUGGCACGUUCAGGAUUUACGGCGAGAAUGCAGAGGCGGUGAAGAAGGCCAGGGGCUUCCUGGAGUUUCUGGAGGAUUCUGUCCAGGUGCCAAGGAGCUUCGUUGGCAAAGUGAUCGGUAAGAAUGGAAAAGUCAUCCAGGAGAUUGUGGACAAGGCCGGUGUGGUGAGGGUGAGGAUAGAAGGAGACAAGGACAACAAGGACAACAAGGACAACAAGGACAACAAGGACAACAAGCAGCCCAAACAGGAAGUGACACAGGGAAUGGUCCCCUUCACCUUUGUUGGUACCAAGGAGAGUAUUGGCAAUGUUCAGGUGUUGCUGGAGUAUCACAUCUCAUACCUCAAUGACGUAGUGGAGCUUCUUACCGAGGGCCAGCGACUCGAGGAAGAGCUGAGGCUGAAUCUGGAUUUUACACAGGGAACCAGCCUAGCAAGAUUCAGAAUAAGCAACAGCAUGCACCCUGGAUGUGAUAUAGAUGAGGUUGAGCAGCUUCGUCUGGAGAGGAUGCAGAUUGACGAGCAGUUGCGUCAGGUCACCCAGGGUCAGAGGGGCGAGAGAGGAGAGAGGGGCGAGAGAGGAGAGAGGGGGGACAGAGGAGAGAGAGGGGACAGGGGGGAUAAAGGAGAGAGGGGGGAUAGAGGAGGAGCGUACAAUGCAGAUGGAAGCGCCAAUGCCUCCUCGUCCACCGUACAUGCCGGCCGCUCCUACAACAGUCGUGGCCGUGGACGCAGAGGCAACAGCUACAGCACUGGAUAUGGAACCAACUCAGAGCAGUCCAACGCCUCUGAGACCGACUCAGAGCGCAAGGAGGAGCUCAGUGAUUGGUCCCUGGCCGGGGAGGACCAGGACAGGGACAGGGAGAGAGGCCAGCGGCCACAGAGAGAUAGCCGUCGGAGGCCAGGACCCGGCAGAGGCCGUGGAGGAAGAGGAAGAGGAGGACGAGGAUACAGCAACAGUUAUGGAGGGCCCCAGGGCCACGAGGAUAACCAUGCCUACGGAGUCCUGGAGACCAACACGGAGACCGACCACACAGCCGAUACGGAUGCUAGUGAGUCCAACCUGCCCACAACCCGCCGCAGGAGGUCUCGGCGACGCAGAACCGACGAGGACGCCACACUGAUGGACGGCAUGAGCGAGUCGGACAACGCCUCAAUGAGUGAAAAUGGAAUAGAUGACCCGGAAGCUAAGUCUCAGCGUCGUAACCGUAGUCGGCGUCGGCGCGACCGCCUGCCUGAGGAGAGGCAGCCAGUGACUGUGGCUGACUACAUAUCCAGGGCUGAAUCUCAGAGCAGACAGUUGAGCUCCACCGACCCCAAGAAGAAAAAUAAGGAUGUGACUCAGGUCGAGGCCAUCGCUGAGCACAGCCCGCCGCCCCCCCCGGCCACCACCAACGGCUCCAACAACAGCGACGCCGCUGCCGACGGCGAGGGAACCAGCAAAGCUCCCAGGUCUCCCAGUGAGAGGCCGGCCAAAGUGUCCUACGAGGACCCGAGCCCACAGCCCGCUGUCAACGGACUCUCCUAGUCAGACCGCAUCAAAGGAAAUGGUUUCAAAUAUUUGAACAUGUUUGGCUGCACUGAAUUUAAUCUCACGGUCUCUAGAGCAGCCGUCGUCUAAAUACAAAAAGCACUGUUCUUUUUUUUUCCUUCUUACGUUACGAAUAUUUGAAACCUGUUUUCACUGUGCAAGUUUUAGAGGUUUAACCCUAAACCCCAUUUUACAUGUGUUCUGUUCCAACUAUCCACUUUACUACAUUUUUUUUUUUACAAUAGUUCUUCCUGUAUGAGCUUGCCAAAGAUAGUCAAACACACUCAGACGUACAUACAUCUCUAUUCUACUGUUCCUCUCAGUCCACUCUUCAUUGAGAGCUCAGGGGGAGGUCGGACUGAAUGCAGUAUUUGUAAAAAAAAAAAGACGCAGACAGGGAUUCAGUUCGAACCCAUGACUGUGGUAUGACUUCAGCAGUUGUGUUUUUAUUGGUAUAAAUAACAUCAUAGCAGGGUUUUAGAAUAAGAAAUCAUGCCUUUUAACAGGCAGACGCAGAGAGAUGCUUCCACACCCGUUUUCAGGAUGUUUUAUGAAAUCUGAAGUCGUCUGGAGCUUCAGCGUUCUGCAUGAGCAGCGGCUCAGUGCGGGCAGGUGUGUCGAAACCCCCCCCCCCCCCCCCCCCAAGUAUGUAAGACAUACACGUGAUCAGCUGUUGUGCCUUGAGAGUAGAUUCAACAUGUCGUUGCCUGGCUCUGCACACCACCUGAGAUCCUGCUCACUCAUUUCAAUGUCACUCGGUCGCCUCCACCUGUCACAGUGGAACCAGAGCAGCCGUCUCCUUUGUGCCACCGGCACCGUCGGCAGGUGCAGGCCGACACCGAGACCCUGGUAGGAUGUCAGAGGCAUAUCUUUUUUAAUUCAGGUGUGUCUAUUCUUAAUGUUUGUGGGGCAAAUGAGUCCAGUUAUCUGAGUUUGACGUUAGCUGCUUUGUUUUUCAAUAUGCAACCACUUUGGUCAUAGAAGACAAAUGUUAUUACAGAGUGUCUGGAGAGGAAACAAAAAAAAUGGAGGAGUUGUUUUCUUUGCACUGAAACUUAACCUUUUUCUUUGUUUAAAAAAAAAGAGUUGAUUGUAGUCGAGUCUGGAAAGUGACCUGUUACUGUUUCGUGCUGGACAGAUGUAGCCUUCAGUGCUGGGUUUCCUGGAAACAUCUCGUUGUUUAACAUCUAAGUUUUCAUCAAUUAGGACAUGAUGCUGGUUCCUUCCAGAGAUCAACUGGAAUUAACAGAUUCCCUGUCCGGUUCCCACUGGAACAGAAACCCUGUCACAGCAGCGAGAACCAGACGAGCCGCGUGUUCGAGAUGUUUCUGGAAAACCGAGCGAGUGUCAUUUUCACGAUUCUUCCACAGACCAACUGGUUGGAAACUGGUCAUGACUGUUCCAUUAAGGAAGGAGAUUUAUUUGGUUUAUUUAUUUAAAAAGUGUACAGUAUUUAAAAAAAACAAAAGGAAAAAAAAAACAAGAGAAGCUCUUCAUUUUCUUGACACUAAACAACAUGUUGCCGAGGGGUUUAUUUUGGAGACAUAAGACAAUUUGGACUACUGAGGGUUGUGACAUCCAGUAUGUUUUUUUUAAGGAUCAUUCUGGUUGGUUGAUGUGCAAUAUGUUUUGUAUGCAGGUAGUUCUUAAAUAAACUUGAUCUUCUGUAUAGAUCUAAA
Messenger RNA from Pleuronectes platessa (European plaice), 4026 nucleotides. It is a transcript of the gene fxr1, whose product is annotated as FMR1 autosomal homolog 1. The transcript is spliced from 19 exons. Bases 44 to 2344 code for a protein of 766 amino acids. Gene Ontology annotation, cellular component: neuronal cell body; postsynaptic density; neuronal ribonucleoprotein granule. Lineage: Eukaryota; Metazoa; Chordata; Actinopteri; Pleuronectiformes; Pleuronectidae. The record is from RefSeq and is a predicted model, not a curated record. Gene Ontology annotation, molecular function: translation regulator activity; mRNA 3'-UTR binding; protein homodimerization activity. Gene Ontology annotation, biological process: central nervous system development; regulation of dendrite morphogenesis; regulation of modification of synaptic structure.